Meloidogyne enterolobii is the source of this 1133-nucleotide messenger RNA. The record is from the annotation of a GenBank genome assembly. Lineage: Eukaryota; Metazoa; Nematoda; Chromadorea; Rhabditida; Meloidogynidae.
UUGCAUUUUGCGUCUUGCGUUUUUUGAGAUUGUCUUUUGCGCUCACCCCCUGUCUCCUUACCUCUCUCGUCUCUCCCUCUUUUUUAUCUCCCCAUCCAAAUUGGCUUGUUAUCUUUAUCCUCAGAUUAUCCGAAUUUACUGGGGAUAUACUCCUCUUUUCACAAGUUCCCUAAGAGUUCUUUUCCUCGUGGUCCCCUCCACCCCUCCUAAUCUCUCCUAUUUUUUUAUCUCCUCAUAAAAAUCUAACAAAUUUUUAUUAUUAUUUUUAUUUUUCGAUUACCUAAACAACUAAACAUUUUUUCUACUCUUUUUUAUCAUUAAAUUACCAAUUUAUUUUUUUAAACAUUUUUAUCAUUAAAAUCGUUUCCUUUUAAGUAUAUUUUUUAAUGUUUCCCUCAUUUUACACAAUUUUUUUCUAAAUGUAAAAUUCGUUGCGUUGUUGAAUCACAUCCCCUUUUUUUAUAUUUUUACCUAUGUUGUUUUCUACCCAUCAUUUUUCCAAUUUAUUUAUUUUACAUUUUCCGGUUAAUUUCCUCCUUAGUAUUCCCCCCAUCAUUUUAUUUUUUUUCUCAAACCUUGUUUUCUUUGAUCAAACUAUUUUUGAGUUCUUGUUAAUUUUCAAUUUAAUUUAAGUCAUCAUAUUUAAUUUCCAAAUCUCUUUAAUCAAACCUCAAGUAUUAUUUAUUUUUUCAACUCUUUUACUUGUUCAAGACCAGUGAUUGGAAUUUUGAAAUUUGCUCGUACUCGUGCACUUACUUUCGUAUAGGCCUUUAUUACCUCGUACACAAGUACGUGUACGAAUUUUGGUUCGAGCUUCCAACCACUUUUAAGACUGCCCCCAUUAUCAAAACCUAACUGGGAGGUCGUAUUAAAAUCUCGAUCUCGGUAACCAAUAUUUUUGUUCAAGAUCCGUCUCAGUCUGGUAUCUAGUCAGGACAACCCCCAUAAAGACCCACCACUCUCUAUCAGAAAACCUGAAUUACUAUAAUAUAAUAGGUUAAAUUGGGGUGUCUUUUACUUCGAGAUACCUUACUAUUUCUAGUUCAUUUAUCCUCAGACCCCUCACAUUUUUAACUGUUCAACCUUCUGUGAUUAAAAACAUGAUCUUAGCUACAUAUCUCCAAAAAUUUUUA